Aspergillus fumigatus Af293 is the source of this 417-nucleotide messenger RNA. Lineage: Eukaryota; Fungi; Ascomycota; Eurotiomycetes; Eurotiales; Aspergillaceae. The record is from RefSeq and is a predicted model, not a curated record.
AUGCCUGGAAAACGGUCGAAGGCGGUGGAGGCAGACAACAGCCAGAUAGAGGAGGGGUUUACUGGAUUGACCGAAGGAGUGGGCCAUUUAAUCCUAGAACACGACUAUCCCCGCCGUAGAUUUUCCACCACCGCAGGCACAGAACCUGCCUCUGUGGCCGUGGAUGUCAACGCGGUUCUGGAAUCUGUGACGGCGGAGGAACUGCGUGUCGGGGCUUGGGUCAAUGUCGUGGGUUAUGUGAGGAGCUGGGACUCGGACGGCGGUGAUGCAGAUGCCCUCCGCAAGCUAAGAAUGUCGAGUCCGGUAUAUGUGGAGGCUGUGAUUGUUUUCUCAGCAGGUGUGAUUGAGCUGGGCGAGUAUGAAAGGGUUCUGAGGGAAGCGUUGGAGGUAGUGAGGAGGAUUCCGAGGCCGGAUUGA